GCCAUGCUGAUGCUGGAGGGUCAAGUAUUCGUUAUUUUAAAAAUUGGCAUCUCUGUAAGACUCAUUUAAGAACUUGAGCUGGCAAAAGUACCCAAUCUGUUGUGUAUUCUUUUUAAAACUAGACUUUGUAAAACUAGGUAAAAUUACUUUAACAAACAUUCAUUCAUUAUAUGGAAUGCUGUAUUUUGAAGCCGUAGUUUCCUUCACCAGUGAUAUUACACCUAAAUAACAAUAUCAAUGUGAAAUUUGAUCUGUUAUUUAAUUGAGAAAGAUGGGCAGGAAAGAUGGCGAUGGUCUCGACUCGUUAAAUUUACCGGUAAAUGUUUUCUGUCUAGAGUUUUGCUAGUUAUUUUCCAAAUGUUUGCUUAUAUUAUUUGUUGCAUUGCAUGAUUUAUUCUUCUAAAUUGUAAAUUUAUUGGAUUUUGGGUCACCAAAAAAAGAAAGGAUGUUUUCAGCGAUGAAAUUUAAUUUUGUUUGAUACGUGUUCGCCACGUUUUACUACAUUCUUUUCAUGGAGUAACCUUUUGAAAGUGAUGUUGUGUCAGUUUACCAAAAGCGACAUGGUGGUUGGGUGAGGGGAUUGCGUAAAAGGACUGUUAUGUUUUUCUCAGUAUUAGUUCUUUGUUUCAGUUCAAGGGACCAGCAUCUCUGUAAUCAGUUUCAUUUCCAACAGCAGUAGUUUUUUUUUUAGAUUUUCUGUUUUAUUUGAACUCAUAAGUGCAUAAAAAUUGCUCUAACAAGUUUUUAUGUAUGAUAAAUGGCGAAAAGGACUUCCUGGUUGCCACAAUGCACCAAUGUAUACUUUACCAAUGUAUCUUCUAAUCCAUACAUUUAUUGUUUUAAAGAAUAUUUUCUACGAUCCCCAAAAGUUGGGGAUCGAGUGUAUUCAGGUACAAUGUUACGGCCAAUCCAAAGCAAGUCGGAAUGUGCAGGCUAAGUCUUGUCUGUACAAUGGAUUUACAAAUUCUUGCCAUAUUUUUAUUUAAAAAAAUUUUAAUUCACUUCAUAGUUUGAGGUUAACCGUUGCUUUUAAUGAAAAGUGAAGAACAACAUGUAGCUCUAAAAAUGCUAGUUGGAGUGUGUUUUACACCCUUCCUCCUUGGCCGCAAGCUUCCCGUUUCACAACAGGGAAACACUUCUGCACCUAUCCUGAAACACGGAACUCCGUUCUCUUAGACGCAGUCGUCCUUUGCACAUCAAGUUGGUUGGCCGCAGAUGUUGAAUAGUCUGCAUUGUUUUAUUGUUGUUGUCUACCCGAAAUCAGAGUCAGUCAUCUUGAAUCGAGAUGUCUGACCAAUUGACAAAUAAAAAAAUCGUUGAACAAGAUGAUUCCGAUGAUGACACCGAUGGAAAAGAAAAUGGUUUAUCCACCAAAUCGCUGACUGCUAAACAAAUUGCCUACCAACGACAACAGCCCGGCAGACCAAAACUUGUGACUCAGGGGGCCCUAAACAGUGAAUCGCAAAUGUCGGUGCUGAAAAAAAAGGGAGCCUCAGGAAACGCGACGAAACAAUCAUUGAAAAACAUACCCAUGAAAUCCGACUGGAGUCAGACGGCCUUUAAUCGCAGUGAAAGCUUUGCUGUUCGCGAUUUGGUGGACGAAGUUUCGCCAACAGCUGGAUGCGUUUGGCCCCAAUCAGUGUUGGCCCUAGCUAUCGAUGAAUUAUUGAUCCCCAAAGAUCCGGCCAUCGUUCGCUCAGCCAAAAUCGUUCUUAGAGAUUCAAAGGACGCAUCGGUUUGGAAAAAAAUGCCGCAAGAAUGCCGAAACAUUGGCGUCCUUUAUGCCGCACUCAAAGGACGGGAAGCAAUGUUAAAAUUUUUUCUAGAACUUGGAGGCGAAGCUAAAUCAACUGAUUUGAUGCGCCGAAGUGCUCUUCAUUACGCAGCCAGUUGGCCUGGUGCCGAAGCCGCUGUUUGUAUCGAUCUUUUAGUUAAACACGGUGCUGUAGUUAACGUCUGGGAUGUGAACGAUGAAGCAACUCCGCUGUGUUGUGCUGCUGCUUCCGGGUGCAUCGAGUCUGUUGAAUCACUCCUGAAGGCAGGAGCAGACGUAAAUGCUAAGGUUAGCACGUCUCCAUUAGUAUUGGCCGUUCGGUCCCGAAGUUUGGCUUGCGCCACUCGACUAAUUGCGGCCGGUGCAGCCGUCAACAGCGUACAAGUUAACAGUGAAUCGCCUCUUCAUGUAGCUGCUGUCCAGGGCGAUGCUGACUGCUUGAAAUUGCUCCUGGAGAACAAGGCAGAUACUCGUGCCGUUUGUGAUGGACGGAUGAAAGCACUUCACUUGGCCGCUUUUAAUGGCAAAGUCGCAUGCAUCCGGUUGCUUUUGCAGGCCAGCAAGAUGGAAAUCGAUACGCAAGAAGCUGAUGGUCGGACACCUUUGCAUUUGGCGGCGUUGUGUCAAUCGGUGGAAUCGGUUGCGGUGUUAUUAGAAAACGGGGCACGGCAUGACGUUUUCGACCACAUGAAGGAGACACCUCUUCACAGUGCAGCCGUCAAAUGCCGUCGGUCGAUAGAUGUCGUCAAAUUGUUAAUUUCAAAUGGAGCCAACGUCAAUGCGCAAAAUCAGUGUGGACAAACACCUCUUCAUUUUGCGGCAAUCAAUGAGAAUUCAAAGCUUGCUGCUUUCCUCAUUAAGUCGGGUACCGAUUUGUCGAUUAAAAACCGGGAAGGGAAUACGGCAUUGGAAUUAGUCGCUCGCCGAGUUCCAAACGCCCUACAAGCCAUUCAACGCAAAUUGGAUUCGGCAGUGGAGAUAGCAAGUCACGAUCCAACCGAUCUGGAUUGCGAAUUGCGACUGGAUUUAAGGGUGUUAGUGCCCAGAGGCAACCAACAACAUGCGGGGGAAAUGGCCAUGCUGAAGUCGCUAAUUGCCGCUGAUCAACGUCACUUUCUCCAACAUCCCGUCAUUGGAGCUUUUCUCCAUUUAAAAUGGAUGAAAAUCCGGGCUGUCUUUAUCCUCUCCCUACUCUUCCAAUCUUGUUACGUUCUAUCAUUGUCACUCAACAUCCAUUCAAUGUACGUCAACAACGCCAGUGUCACUAAUUGCUCUUUGAAUAGCAAUUCAUCGUUAUGCGAGCCAAAGAACCAGUUGCACGCUAAUACUCUGUGGUACCUGACGGUCAUUUGGGGUUCGGCAACAGGUUGUAAGGAACUCUUCCAGCUGCAUUGCAAUCCAACAGAAUACGCCAGAGAUCCGGAGAACUAUGCUCAACUCUUUUCUAUCGUCGGAAUGGUCCUCACCCUUCUUCGUUCAAACCUUAAGGAAGCAGGUGAAGAUCACAGUGAUUGGCAACAUCACUUGGCCGCCGUAGUUAUUAUCGUGAGUUGGUGUAACCUGAUGAUGCAUGUCGGGCGGUUCCCUGUAUUUGGUUUGUACGUGCAAAUGUUUACGACCGUUGCAUGGAAUAUUGCUAAACUGUUGCUGGCCUAUAUGAGUCUCAUUAUUGGCUUUGCAAUGGGAUUCGCCGUUCUGUUUCCUCAUUCGGAAUCCUUCUCCCGGAUGCCCGAAGCACUGCUCAAGGCAAUAGUCAUGAUGACGGGCGAGAUCGAUUAUGAGAAAACGUUUUACGAGAGUGACGAUCAUAUCAAAUACGUGGGCACAACUCAUCUGAUUUUCCUCGCCUUUGUUCUAUUUAUAGUUAUCGUUCUGAUGAACUUACUCGUCGGUUUGGCCGUCUCCGACAUUCAAGGUCUACAGAAUUCGGCCGGUUUGGAUCGGCUUGUCAGAUUAACAAAACAAAUUGCACGUAUGGAAAUCUUUGUUUUCUUUCCUUGGUUUAUCCAUUUUCAUAGCAAAAGGGCAAAAUUUUCAAAACGUGAAUGCCUGCAACGUAAAGUGCUCGUGGUUUCACCGAAGGCUAAACGAACUUACAAUUUCAAGCCGAACGACCCACGUGAUCAUUGCUUUCCACCCGACAUCAAAGAAGGUCUGUUGGCUAUUGCCAUCAACAAAAUGGUUAAUACAAAGACAAAUAACCUACAAAAUGUUACCUCCACUGGAACGCCGAUAAAACGGCCGUUGGACCCCAUAAGUGAAGACCACUUGAAGGAAGUGCUUAACCGUGUCGACGAUCUCUUUCAGAAUUACAUGUCUCAAAUAAUUGUGAUGAACACGGCAUUGAAAAAGGAACUUACAGGAUUGGAAGAUACGGUCACAUCCACAGAGGAUUGGCAGAGAACACCCUAUUGCCAUCGCUCGAUGACUGAAGAAAAUAUUAGUUCUUUUGAAUUAGUGUAAUACGAUUUAUUUAACAUUUAAUUUUCCCUGUUAAUGUCCCCAAAAUGAUCGUUGCCUUUCGUUGGCAACCCUUUGUAAAUCCAACUACCCUUCCUUUCUUGCUCUACACUUUCUCUGUUAUAACAUUAAAUAUCUAUAUGUAAUGAAGGUUAA
Messenger RNA from Daphnia magna, 4390 nucleotides. RefSeq names its product transient receptor potential channel pyrexia. Gene Ontology annotation, cellular component: membrane. The record is from RefSeq and is a predicted model, not a curated record. Gene Ontology annotation, biological process: transmembrane transport; monoatomic ion transport. NCBI's taxonomy places the organism in Eukaryota, Metazoa, Arthropoda, Branchiopoda, Diplostraca, Daphniidae. The transcript has 3 exons. Gene Ontology annotation, molecular function: protein binding; monoatomic ion channel activity. The coding region runs from base 1286 to 4237 and encodes 983 amino acids.